This is a messenger RNA of Psilocybe cubensis, 1515 nucleotides long. RefSeq lists its product as uncharacterized. Bases 1 to 1515 code for a protein of 504 amino acids. The record is from RefSeq and is a predicted model, not a curated record. The transcript has 3 exons. Lineage: Eukaryota; Fungi; Basidiomycota; Agaricomycetes; Agaricales; Agrocybaceae.
AUGCCGCCCACGUUGCGCACCGAUUUCUCCAUCGACGUAGCUUUGGAAGAAUGGACUGAUCUGUGUGGUCAGACUGAUGGUCUGUUCAGUUUAUCACCGCUCACAUCCCCAGAGCCAUCUCCUCCUGCAUCUCCUGUCAUUUCAGCCAAGAUCUCACUCCCAGAACACGGUACCCCCUCGCUCAAGUGUCAGGAUCCGUCUCCUACUCACGAUCAUGCACACGACAUGCUGCUUCCACCUCCAAUUUUUCCCCUGCAUAUCUCGACAUCGUAUUCAUCAAGCCCGCCGUUUUCGCAGUGCACCAUUCCUUCUGAAGAGAUGGUGUUGGCCCCAUCUCUCCACAUGGUCACCACAACGGCGGACCCGAAGCUGAAGCCCCGCAAAAAAGCAAAGCCGCCUUAUCGAGCUGCCCGACAACAUGCCUCCGCAAAUGCAGCACGAGCUCAUCGACGUGAGCAAACUAAAGGCUCAGUCGUUGACUCAGUGCCUCGCGAAUCUUCCCAUCGGAAGUAUGUCAAAAGUGCGCAACGAAUCAGCAGCACAUUUGUUACGGAGAAAGGACGUGCUGCUCGUACCGGGUUUAUUGGCAUUAACGACCGUUCCAAGUCGUCGAGGAUGUAUACUCUGGAGGAGCUUACGGGUCCUACUUCAGAGCAUAAGUUCAAACUUGUGAAGUGGGAUGGAAAGAAGCCAAUGUUUGUCUCCGACUCAUCUGGCCGCGCCAUUCUUAUUCUUGCAGGACACCCAGACGACGGACAAUGGCAUAAUCUGAUGGGUCUUGCUGUAGAUGCCCUUGAAAUAGCACGAACGCGCUUUAUCCCGCCGAAGAAACCAAAUCGUCGUGGAUCUUUCGAUUCCCUUCACUGCGGUGUUUCUUUUGGCGGUGGACAAACCUCGCCAUCAAAUCUUCGCAACAACAAGGUGAACCAGGUGUUGCUGGACUGGCUCAAUGGCUUGGAGCCGUUCAAAAGGUUGGCCGGCUUUGCCUCAGGUGCUAUGCACACCUGGGCUAAAGAUUUAUUUGACGCCUACGCAUCCAACUUGAAGGAACUUCACAAAGACCCCGGCUUGAAACAUGUCUUCCCUUCCAGCAUUUUUUCAGCCGCCACCUACAACCUGGGACCUUGUACAGUCUGCCAUAGACACAAGGACUUCUCUAAUCUUCCCUACGGAUACUGUGCUGUCACCGCGCUUGGCAAUUUCGAUCCAACACAAGGGGGGCAUCUCAUUCUCUGGGAAUUAGGACUAGUCAUCGAGUUCCCCCCCGGCUCUACCAUUCUGCUUCCCUCCGUCCUCAUUUCCCACUCCAACGUCCCCAUUUCUUCCAACGAGAGACGAUAUUCGUUUACUCAAUACACUGCGGGCGGGAUUUUUCGUUGGGUUGCCCACAAAUGCCAGACAAAGGCAAAAUACCUCGCAACCCUCAGUCCUGACGGCUUAGCUGCGUAUGCUCAAGAAGAGUCUUUAAGGUGGAUUAAAGGUGUGAACUUGAUACCAGUUGUUCUCCGGGAGUAG